AUGGAGCUCGACCUCGCGGCGAGUGCUUCGAGGGAAGUGGCUCGUGACGUCGACGUGUCGAUGAGCAACGAGCUGGACGACGAGCUUCUUAGCCUAUUGGACGAGGAGCCGCGACAUUCGCACUCACACUCGCACUCGCGCACUCAUACGCAUACGCAUUCGCACUCGCAUGCGCCGUCUCACCCUCCUAAACCGUCUCAUACCUCACCGGGCUCGGCUCGCCUGGACAAACACCUGGAAAAAGUGUUCCCCACUGCGAAAGCUCCCGACAGCCCUGUACCUCCUGCCGUCACUGCUCCCGCACCCUCCGAACUGGUGGUCAUGCCGCCACCAAUUGCUCCUCCAGGAAUGGCGGCUAAGCCGGUGACAGCUACCCAGCCCCAAUCUUCUUCCAAGCCUCAGAAAGCAGAGGCCUUGACUGCGUCCGCGAGUUCAAAGAAGAAGGAGCCAACAGCGAAGCCCGUGCAGAAAGCUAAGCCGGCAGCGAAGCCCAAGGCCAAAGCUGCUGCUGCGAAACCCAAGGCAAAGGCGGCCGUCAAAGAGGGCACGGCCGGGUCCAGCGGCCGUCUCACGCCUUCUGGUAGCGGCUCGGUAGCCAAGGGCAAGAAGACCGCGGUGACAAACGCAGCCGCUGCGUCCGCUGCGAAACGGUCCGUCUCGGCAGCGGUCGGCCAGUCUCGCUCACGGUCGGCGUCUGUCAUGCCUGCUCCCCCGGAGCCUGCCAGCAAGCCUCAGGAAGAGGAGGACGAGGAGGAAGAAGAGGCGGUGGACGACAAGCUCUAUUGUAUCUGCAAGACGAGUUACGAUGAGGACCGGGUCAUGAUUGCGUGCGACCGGUGCGACGAAUGGUACCACACCCAAUGCUUGAAAAUGGACGAUCUAGAGGUUGACUUGAUUGACCAAUUCGUCUGUCCUCCUUGUAUAAAGGCUAACCCUCACUUGGUCUUGAAGACGACAUACAAGCAGCGAUGCUUCGCCGGCUUGAAGCACCCGCGGCCUUCCUCUGCUGCCGCAUGCCACAAGCCUGCGCGCGGGGCGUUCUCCAAGUUCUGUUCCGACGACUGUGGGAUCAGCUACAUGCAACGGCGCAUCGAGAACUGGGGCGGCGAGCAGUCAGUUCUGUGGGCGAGCGUCCGGGACGUCAAGCAGCGAGAGGGCGUCGUCGUCAAGGUGCAGCUUGUCAAGGAGGAGCCCAAGCCCACACGGAGACGGAAACCUGAGCCCCAUGCCGUAGCGCAGAAUCAGCUCCUUGUGGAAUCGCACGAAGUGCAGAGGCCGACGAAGUCGCAGCGGGAGCGCGCCAUCGCUCGGCUGCAAGGGGAGUUGUUCAAGAUUGCGCCGAAGCGGGAGGUUCUGAAGGACGAGCUCGAAGUCAUUCUGUGGCGACAGAAGGUGCUCGAGCUCGCAGCGGCGCGAGCAGAACGGGUGCAGGAGUGUGGAUGGGACCAGCGUAUGUGCCUCGAUGACGAGGAGUACGGGGAAUACGCUGCGGGCGUGCUAGAGAGCUACGAGGAGGGUCAUGCCAAUAGGGAGGACGCGAUGCAGGUCGACGGUACGGUCGUCGAGGACGGCGCGUGGUGGUGCACAGGCAAGAAGAAGUGCCCACGGCAUGUCGGCUGGCAGAAGCUUCGUGCGAACGAACUUGAGUUCGACCAAGAGUUGAAGGAGAAGGCGAUGUCGGCUUUGACCACUCAAGAACGCGAGAUCCGCAGACAGUUGGAAGACGUCAUCAGCCUGGAGUCCCGUCAGCCGAGCAUAAUGGCGGCCACUUCGCCUCUACUACCCCUCAACGGACACACACAAGGGAAUGGUGCGGUGAAGUCGAAGACGAACGGCACGUCGCAGAAGAAGGGCAAGCAAAAGAAUUGA
Messenger RNA from Trametes versicolor FP-101664 SS1, 1869 nucleotides. RefSeq lists its product as uncharacterized. The record is from RefSeq and is a predicted model, not a curated record. Gene Ontology annotation, cellular component: Set1C/COMPASS complex. Lineage: Eukaryota; Fungi; Basidiomycota; Agaricomycetes; Polyporales; Polyporaceae. The coding region runs from base 1 to 1869 and encodes 622 amino acids. The transcript is spliced from 5 exons.